This is a messenger RNA of Trichomonas vaginalis G3, 1341 nucleotides long. Its product is annotated as ankyrin repeat protein family. The coding region runs from base 1 to 1341 and encodes 446 amino acids. Gene Ontology annotation, molecular function: protein binding. Lineage: Eukaryota; Parabasalia; Trichomonadida; Trichomonadidae. The transcript has a single exon. The record is from RefSeq and is a predicted model, not a curated record.
AUGAGUCAAGGUAUUACUCUGAAUUUCGAAUACAUUGGUGCUCACAUCGAUGAAUAUAUUCGAAAUGAAAAUCUUUUUGAUACAUUCGAUCACGAAGACAUCAAAACAAUCAUGAAAUAUUCCAAAUUAACCACAACUCAGUUUAUUUCUCUUCUCAAACAAUCAUCACCAACCAUCAAUGCCAACAAAUUAUACAAAUGUACACGAAAUGCGAAUGUUAUUAUCCAAAACAUCGACGAGGUCUUUUCAGUUCUUAAAUCAGUCAAAAAAUACAUGAAAUUCAAUAUAUUUGAUGGCAUCAUUGAUUUCUUAGAGGUAAAUGGUAAUGAAGUGCGUAAAUCUGCAGAAGGAAUCACAAAACUUCAAGAACAAAAUCAAUCAAUUCAAAUUGAACAGAAUCAAACACAAGAAAACAUCAAUCAUUCACAAUAUCUUUUAACUAAAAUCUCAUCACUUAAGGCAACUAAUGAUUUUGAUAGUGUUUACCAAUUCUUUGAAGAACUUUCUUCUCAAGGCAAUCGCGAAAUUAUUUCAAAGGCUUGUGAAGAAGGACUUUGGAAGAAGACAACAAAGUAUGGAGAGAAUGUACUUCAUGUUGCAAGUGACAAAAGAAAUCUUAAUCUUGUCAAAUCACUUAUCGAAUAUGGCUGUGAUAAAGAAACAAAGGAUGAUGAUGGAAAUACUCCACUCAUUUCUGCAUCAGAAAAUGGUCAUCUUGAAGUUGUUAAAUAUCUUAUAUCAGUUGGAGCUGAUAAAGAAGCAAAGACUAAAAAUGGAUGGACUUCACUCAUUAAAGCAUCAAAUUAUGGUCGUCUUGAAGUUGUUAAAUAUCUUAUAUCAGUUGGAGCUGAUAAAGAAGCAAAGACUAAUGAUGGAUGGACUUCACUCAUUAAAGCAUCAAAUUAUGGUCAUCUUGAAGUUGUUAAAUAUCUUAUAUCAGUUGGAGCUGAUAAAGAAGCAAAGACUAAUGAUGGAUGGACUUCACUCAUUAAAGCAUCAAAUUAUGGUCGUCUUGAAGUUGUUAAAUAUCUUAUAUCAGUUGGAGCUGAUAAAGAAGCAAAGACUAAAAAUGGAUGGACUUCACUCAUUAAAGCAUCAAAUUAUGGUCGUCUUGAAGUUGUUAAAUAUCUUAUCUCAGUUGGAGCUGAUAAAGAAGCAAAGGAUAAGGAUGGAUGGACACCACUCAUUUCUGCAUCAGAAAGAGGUCAUCUUGAAGUUGUUAAAUAUCUUAUAUCAGUUGGAGCUGAUAAAGAAGCAAAGAAUAAUGAUGGAAAAACUGCACUCUCAUAUGCAAAGACUAAUGAUGUAAGAGAUUAUCUAAUAUCUAUUGGAGCUAAGUAA